AUGUGGGCAAAACCUGCGGACAAGCCGCGGUCAUCGAUAGGGAAGAGAAAGCUGCUGCGCUUUGUCGUCAUCAGCUGUAUCGUCACUAGCUUCACCAUUUUCCUUUGGCCCCGUCUAGAAUCCGAGCGCGUGACCACGGAAACUGUUUCCAACAUUACCAUCACCUCUGAUGUUGGCUGCCAGCCGGACUUUGAGGCUCUCCGCCGCUUGAAUGUCCAGAAACUGACCCAGUACGUGCGACGCGAAGUAGUGGCCUCUGAAACUCCCAGCAACGUCUUGCCGCUGUCACAACGUCUCCAAGUUCCUUUAUUUCCGCAAAAGCCCCAUGGCGACCAACUUCAUCUACCGGAGGAGCUCUUGCAUGAGGACUGCUUAAUACCAAACCCGGUGUCCCUCCAAGUCCCGACACCCCCCAGACAUGCGGAUGCGUCCCACAUCGACUUCGGUGUCGCUACGACGAUAGAACGGUUGAACGAUUCCCUGGACGCGUUUUCUCAUUGGGCGGGUUAUACAAAUGCUCACAUCUUUGCCUUGGUUGAGCCCGAUGAGAGGGCACACGAAGUUCUGCUAAAGGCUGAUGCGCUUGGAAUAAAUCUCUCAAUAUCGGAGUCGAGUGAAGAGUACCAGCGCCGAUACUUUUCGCUGGUCCCUCACCUGGCCAAGAAUGCGCGUCCAGAAACGAAAUGGUCGUGCGUCAUGGACGACGAUACAUUCUUCCUCUCGAUGCCAGAGUUGGUCAAAGGGCUCAAGGAGUAUGAUGAAACGAAACCCAUGUACGUGGGAGGACUGUCUGAAAGUAUUCCCCAGGUUGGAGUGUUUGGAUUGAUGGGAUUUGGAGGCGCAGGCGUCUUCUUGUCCCGGCCUUUGAUCCAAGAAUUGAGCCGGCCGGAAGUAUUCGAGGACUGCCAGAGAAUGGAUGUGACGGGCGACCGCAGAAUUUCUCUUUGCAUCUACCAGUACACCAGUGUUCGUUUGACCAUCGACCACCGCCUGCACCAGCUCGACAUGAUGGGCGAUGUGUCCGGGUUUUUCGAGGCGGAACGGCAACCGCCGCUGUCAGUGCAUCACUGGAAGUCUUGGUUCCACGCGGACAUGGCCAAAGCCAGUGCGGUCACCGAAAUCUGCGGUGAUUCAUGUCUCCUGCGGAAAUGGCACUUUGGAGAUGGCUGGAUCCUCACCAACGGCUUCUCGGUGGUGAAGUAUAGCAGCGAGAAGAAGCCAGGCGACAGAAGCAUGGAGCUCACGUGGGACAGCCACAACGGUGCUGUAUUCGAGUCGUACUUGCAUGAGCUCGGUCCUCUCCGCUUAAAGGACGAGGGAAAGAUUAGCUACCUGCACGAAGACGCCAUCAUUGACGGAAACCGUGUCCGUCAAUGGUACGUCCACCGUGACCCGGAGCAAGGUGAUCAAGUUCUAGAGUUGAUCUGGCGAGCAGCCUAA
This is a messenger RNA of Aspergillus luchuensis, 1440 nucleotides long. RefSeq names its product glycosyltransferase family 31 protein. The transcript has a single exon. NCBI's taxonomy places the organism in Eukaryota, Fungi, Ascomycota, Eurotiomycetes, Eurotiales, Aspergillaceae. Gene Ontology annotation, molecular function: acetylglucosaminyltransferase activity. The record is from RefSeq and is a predicted model, not a curated record. The coding region runs from base 1 to 1440 and encodes 479 amino acids. Gene Ontology annotation, cellular component: membrane.